Molecule: messenger RNA, 1125 nt
Organism: Leishmania braziliensis MHOM/BR/75/M2904
Lineage: Eukaryota; Euglenozoa; Kinetoplastea; Trypanosomatida; Trypanosomatidae
Exons: 1
Coding region: 1-1125 (374 amino acids)
Source: RefSeq, a predicted model, not a curated record
AUGGCGGUGCCGGCGGGCUGCCACCCAGAACGGUUUGAGCGCGUCACCGUCUACACGGACAUGGUAUAUGCCGCAAACACACAGUUGGAGGGCCGAGGAGAUGACGAGGAGGCGGCGGUGCUACUGGCGCUGAUUCGAAUGUCUGCCGCAGCACUCGCUCGCCAGCUCGUUGUCGUGGAUAGCAAAAGUCUUCUCCCCUCCGCAGAGCAGGCAAGGCCUUCUUUGCCACCGAAGAGGGAUACCGGCACCGCUUCUGUGGCCGCGUCUGCGAGUACGUCUACCACGGUUCAGCUACUGCGGUACUGGCAAGCGGAGGAGGCGGAUGUGUACAAGCGCGAUGUGAACAACACUGUUCCCUUCAUGCGGGACUGGGAGUGCUUGAUCACAUGCAAGGACAUACGAGACGGUGCUGUGACGUACGCGUUGCAUCGUCGACAGAUGCCGGUGCUGUCGCUGGCGCUAACGCAGACCAGCACGUCAACGAGGACGCCAAAGAGCGCCGUGGAGGAGCUGCUUUAUACGUGUGUGCCAAGCGGUGCCACACUGAAGGACAAAGAAGAUGCAAUCACUCGCUUCUUCACGUUUCCCUCCGAGCUGGGGGCUUACGUUGUGGCGCCGUCUGUGACUGCUGCAGGCGAGGCAAAGCCUCAGCAUUCCUCGGAGGCCACCUCUUCGAGUGCCACUGCAGCGGCAGCAGCAGUGGUGCUGGUGAACAAGAACGGGUAUCCGGUGCGCCUGCCGUGGGCUGCAUCUCUGCUCCCGCCACCGCCUGCGCGCUUUGCAGGCGUCUUGCAAAAAUUGUGCUCGGCGAACAGCGCACAGAUGGAGGUGCUGCGGCGGCGCAACCCACUUCUCCCUGGUGUCCUGGCUGCUUUUCAUCGUUAUGAGAAUCGGGGCUUGCUGCGUAGUGCGCUGCAACGCGGGUGCCAUGUGGAGGUGGUGGAGACGACAGAGGGCGAUAAGGCUGUCGUGUCGGCAGAGGACUGGGUGCGCAGGUUUGUGGAUCUGUUGACCACGGGCAGCGACGAAGCGGACUCACAGAGGAGGCAGACCACCGCCGCGGCCACCUUGAAGAACUUCGAGCUGAAGUGGCUGGACCUGCCGCUGCCGCAGAGCCAGACGUAA